GAUAUUUGCAAAUACACGGUCAAUGGAAAUGUGGAGGUUUACUAUGCAAAACCCCAGUGUGAAUAGCUUGUUGUUUGGGAUCAGACUCUUCACAUCGGGAGAUCGGUGGACAUAAGCGGAUCCCACACAGACUGAGUUAAGGAUUUUGUGCGUUGCAUGCGCUGACCUGAGACUGAUAACCAGCGGAUCAACAAGAAGCAGAUACAAGAUGAAAACACCGUGGCUUAUACUUCUCCUGAGCUCGGUGGUAUGGGCAGAGGAACAGUAUUAUCCUCAGAGCAAUAACAUCACAUGGGAUAAGGCCAGACUCUACUGCCAGCAAUGCUUCAAGGAACUGACCACCAUCACCAGCAGAAACGUCCAUCUGAUUGCCAACAACCUCUCGGCGGACUACUGGAUCGGACUGCGCAGGAGCUACAACGGCACACUCCCAUGGUCCAAAUGGUCCAACGAGGAUCCUGUUACCUACCAGAACUGGUAUCCCGGCCAUCCCGUGCCGAACACAGAAAAAAAACAGCCAAUCUGCCCAACCACACAAACUCCACUCACCUCCACAACCACAAUAACAACCACAUCUACAUCCACACCGACAACCACUACGAUGGAAACUUCAUCAUUUGUGGCUAACAAAUCAGGCGAUAUGUGUCCCAUCCUGGUCGAUAUUCUUGAUUGCUUAAAUAUGACGUAUAAGGAUCUUGAAAGUACAGUGAACUCAUACACGAUCACGACGCCCAAAACAACAACACACAGCACUUUGCCGACUAGCACAACAACAUACAGCACUCAAACCACUCCACAAAGCACCACAGUCAGCAGCUGCAUCCUGGAACCCGAACCCGAUCCGGAUGUGUACAUCGAGGACUCCUGUGUGGUCUUGCUCAGCUUCGGCAUGUGGAAGGAAAAAGUGUGUAAUAUAAGUCGACCCUUCAUCUGUUAUGACGAUCGCUUUUUUGGGCAAAUCAACUAUUUCAAUGUGAUGAAAAAUAAUGUUAGUCUGAGCUGGAGUGCAGGACCCAGUGCUAAAAACAUCAGUCACUAUAGAGUGGAAAUCACUGGAGAUUACAACCAGACAUUUAAUAAGACUGGUCUGUCCGCUGAAAUAGGAAAUCUGACCUCGGGAACUCUGUACCGGGCUCAGGUGUUUCCAGUGAAAUGUGGCCGGGAUCUCAAUCCACAGAAUAUCUCCUUCUACACCUUGCCGUCUGCGGUGAUGAAUCUGACUGUGUUGAAUGUCACAACUGUUAGCGCCUUCCUCAGCUGGAAUAAACCAGACGGAAACCAAGAUUUCUACUUAGUAAUUGUGGAGGACUUGAUAUAUGGAAACAAUCAAACAGCAAAAUGUCCAAACAAGCAAUGCGGUAUUACAGAUCUUACUCCAGGAGUGUUGUAUAAUUUCACAGUCUUUGCAGUGGUGAAUCAGACGACCUAUGGAGUUCCAAGCAGCUAUUCUGCUUAUACCAAUCCUUCAGAAGUCAAAAACUUGAAAACAGGCAACAAUGAAAGCAAUGCCAUAGAGGCCACUUGGGAGAAUCCUAAUGGUUAUCAUUCAAGUUUCAACGUUUGUAUUAAAGAAUUGAUCAGCAAUGAGUCGAUCAGCUCUGAGUGUAACUGCAACGAGGGAAGCUGCAACAUAACAAACAGCAUGUCCAUAAGGAUGACUGCAUUAUCAUCUGGCACCCAGUAUUGUCUGUGUGUGACGGCACUGAUAAACAGUGACACACAACCUGGAAAAACGGUUGUAAGUUCUGCAUUCACACUGCCAAACACCGUGAGCAUAACCUCCUUGGUUACCUACAGCACAUCCAUGUCUGUUAAUUGGACAAUAGAGGGGAAAUAUACAAAAUUUCAUGUGAAAAUUGAAACAACAGAUUUUCAAAAUUCCUUAAGAAGUGAUGAUACCAAAGACUGUUAUUACAAUUUCGCAAGUCUGAUGGCAGCAGUGAGGUAUACGAUUACAAUUAUCACUUUUAACGGAGCCCUGGAAAGUGAUCCCGCUAAAGUAAUAGAUUACACAAGACCGACUUCAGCACGCUCACCAAAGGCCACUGUUAACAAAAUGAACAUAACUGUGAGCUGGGAAGCUCCAGCUGACUCUGUAGGGGCUAGGAUUAAUUAUACAGUCAAGUAUCAUACGCCUUUUUGGAAUGAAGAUUAUACAUUAAAUACCAGUGACACACAUCUUACCUUUCCUAAUUUAAGAAGUGGAACAACAUAUGACUUUAAUAUCACAGUUGUGGCGGGUAAUUUGACGAGUAAUCCAGUCAGCACUUCUGCACAAACAGAGCCUGUGAAGAAGAUGCUGAGCUUGGUAAUGCUGUGUUCCUCUGCAAAUAAACUUGAGUGUGCAACGAACACAACUCAGGAAGAGCUGUACAGUAAGUUGUACAAUCUAACUGCGGGAAAACUGGACGGCGUUUACUGGAAGCUGAAAUGGGUUGACAGAAAGAAUCAUUAGCUCAGUUCUCAAAGCUGAAACUAGGUCUGAAAAACACCCUAUUCAUCCUGUCACAUUUGUUUUCAUUAACACUUGUAAUAUGGAUAAUUCACCUAAAAAAAAUAAUAAUAAUGGAAUAUAUGAAGA
Danio rerio (zebrafish) is the source of this 2581-nucleotide messenger RNA. Lineage: Eukaryota; Metazoa; Chordata; Actinopteri; Cypriniformes; Danionidae. The record is from RefSeq and is a predicted model, not a curated record.